AUGAGCUACUACGGCCAGCAGCCCCCCGUCGGCGUCCCGCCGCAGCAAGGCUACCCGGGGAAGGACGGCUACCCGCCAGCGGGGUACCCGCCGGCCGGCUACCCCCCGCCGGCGCAGGGGUACCCGCCGCAGGGCUACCCGCAGCAGGGCUACCCGCCGCAGUACGCGCAGCCGCCUCCACAGCAGCAGCAGAGCAGCGGGCCUUCCUUCAUGGAGGGAUGGGAGCCGCCGCCCCUCGUGGGUCGUGGCCUUGCCGUGGCGACGUGUCGGUUGCCACAAGCAAGGUAUCCUAGACCGUCUGAUCUGAAACUGGCGGUCCGGAUUGCUAGCCUCGGCGGCUGCCGUUUCACAUGCGUUUUGGCUGUGCUCGCCACUGAUGGUGGAGGGAGCCAUCCAACUGUUGGGUUGCUGUCGUGUGAAAGCCCUGAGACUUCCAGAUUCCUUCGGGGUAACAGUCAAUCAAAGCUCUUGUCACUUCAGCAAGAACCAGAGCACAUGCCUUUCUUUCUUCCAUUCACAGUUAAAGAGUACAGCUGCAGCAUCAUCGUCUGGCAGAGGUGGCAGCUCAUCCGUAUCGGAUACUUAGAUGCUACACUAGUGCAACAAACCCUGGUGCUAGAAACUGUGACCCUCAGAUCUGAAUCAUCGACGGAUCUAGGCCAUGUUCAGACGGAUCGGGCUGUUUGCGCUUUGCCUCAUGACGAUGUGAUGCAGCGCAAUGCACACCUUCUACUCGGUGUUGGGGUUGGGCAAGUUAAAGAACCUCACCUAAGUUCUGAAAUCUGCAGUCAAUAUGAUUCCUAA
This is a messenger RNA of Miscanthus lutarioriparius, 804 nucleotides long. The record is from the annotation of a GenBank genome assembly. Lineage: Eukaryota; Viridiplantae; Streptophyta; Magnoliopsida; Poales; Poaceae.